Molecule: messenger RNA, 4400 nt
Organism: Hippocampus zosterae (dwarf seahorse)
Lineage: Eukaryota; Metazoa; Chordata; Actinopteri; Syngnathiformes; Syngnathidae
Gene: naa30
Product: N-alpha-acetyltransferase 30, NatC catalytic subunit
Exons: 4
Coding region: 239-1273 (344 amino acids)
Biological process (GO): N-terminal peptidyl-methionine acetylation
Cellular component (GO): NatC complex
Molecular function (GO): protein-N-terminal amino-acid acetyltransferase activity
Source: RefSeq, a predicted model, not a curated record
GCGGCAGUGUUGCAAUGGCCUUUGCUGCGACAGCACUUUGCGGCAGCAGGGAGAGCUCGAGGAGAAAGCAAGCGAAGAACGUCGCCGCUUCGCGAGCCCUUUUCGCCUCAAUAAUCAGCGGAUUUACGCUGCAUUCGGCGGAGUCACACCCGCGGCGCUGUCGUAUUCCCGCUGGGCGUCGUGAAUGAGCUUGUGUCCGACGUUUCCCAACCGCGAAUCGCCACCUUGAUGCGGUGGGAUGGCCACAGUGCCGCCUGGGCCUAGUAGCGCACCGGCCGAAUCCCCGACUGAAAGUCCGCCUUUCCCCGGGGCUGGGGUCGAGGACAGAGGGCCGCGUCGACCCGGUGAGUACCCCGGGUUGGGGAAGCCGCUCGCCGAAGUCAAGCAGCCGGUCAGGAAGAAGCAGAAAAACAUGCUAGCAAGAGCUAGCCCGCCGGCGUUGCACCUCAAAAUGCCAGACGUGGAGCAGCAGCAGCUCAACGGCUUGGCUGGUAGUCCCGUGGAGGAACCAGGGGGACACCUUGACAAUCCGAGACCGCCAGCGGACGACUGUGACAGCGGCGAGGACGAAGAGACCACGGCCGCACCGAACGACAUGGAACACUGCCAACGCGAAGGCCCCCGCUCCAAAAACGGCCGACACUCUCCUCUGGUUAACAAUAGCAUGAACGGGAUGCCGGCCCGAACAAGAACUCAGGCAGCGCCGCUCGCUUCCGAGAGCUCCGGGAGCAUGGAGCUGCAACAGCAGCCGCAGCCCCAACCGCCUUCGGACGAGCUGGCCCGGCUGGAAUUGGGCGCCUCGCCGCAGGAGGACGGCCACAUUUGUUAUGUACGCUAUGAGUCCGAGCUGCAGAUGCCAUCCAUCAUGAGACUCAUCACCAAGGACUUGUCUGAGCCUUACUCCAUUUACACGUACAGGUACUUCAUCCACAACUGGCCGCAGCUUUGCUUCCUGGCCAUGGUGGAGCAGGAGUGCGUCGGCGCCAUCGUGUGUAAGCUGGACAUGCACAAGAAGAUGUUCCAUCGUGGCUAUAUCGCUAUGCUGGCCGUCGACUCGAAACACAGAAGGAAAAGCAUCGGUACUAAUCUGGUGAAGAAGGCCAUCUACGCCAUGGUGGAGGGUGACUGCGAUGAGGUGGUCUUGGAGACAGAGAUCACCAACAAGUCGGCGUUAAAGCUGUAUGAGAAUUUAGGCUUUGUGCGGGACAAGCGGCUCUUCAGGUACUACCUGAACGGCGUGGACGCGCUGAGGCUCAAACUGUGGCUACGCUGAGGGGGUCUGAGCUGGAGAACGGAACUGGGGAGGGAGGGAGAGGAGGGGGAGCAAGCCAUCGAGCAUGCCUGCCUCAUUUCACAUUUGACAUACAGACACACGCACGCAUACAACCAACAAUAUGCACGUAUAUGUGCAUCCACACACACACAAACACAUGCGCGUUUUCUUGCCCUCCAGAUGUUUCCAUGAAGGCCUCUCUUUCUCCUGUCAUGAAAAAAGAUGGAGUAGUGUGGGAGGGGGUGGCGGGUCUCUGACCUUGAUGACAAUUGUUGACCUUCAGACUUUGGGCAAGGACACAUGGACAGAUGAAAAACAAGUAAGCAAGGGGCCUAAAAGACCCCUAAACUUAAUGUUGGAGUUUAUUUUUGUUUCUUUUUUAAAUCCUUGGAGGAGUCAUGAUGCAUACCUGUGCGUGUGCGUGCGUGCGCGCAAGAUUGACUUGCGUGUGCGUGUGUUUGUGUGUGAGAGCGCCCCAUGUUUAUCAGUUCCCCUUUUGUCCACUUGGUGGUGCUGUAUCUACCGCACAUACUUCAAGUACUGAAGCGUGUGUCAAGACUUACUUUGUGAGCGCGUGUUCCAAAUCACUCCAUAAGCACCUCAAAUAUCACAUCAACUUUUUGUUUUUCCUUAUUUUUUUAAUUGUCCUUGUUCGUAAAAAUCUAGUGAAGCCCAAAUAAGGAAAACAUUUUUUUUGCGGAUUUUCUGACAAAAUACCGCUGCCUCACCAACGUUCAAAUGCACUGCCAGCUCCUUCAUAGCCCCCAAGAGAUAAGGCCAACAAGAAAGGCAUGCAAUAGUUUGUUAAUUUCUGCCAAGGAAAUGUAGAGUAAACAUUGAAUGAAAAGGUACAGCCAUUGACAUACGCUGAUUUGUCAUCAAAAUAUGCAUUAUUAGCUGAGAAAUUACAGAAAAUGAAAGGAAAAUGUCUUUAGAAAAUUCCUCCAUUUGUAUCCAAAUAUGCAAUGCAUGUCCCGAGCGCUGCUUAAAAGGUUCAGAGAGUCAUUUUAGUCAGUAUUAAGAAUUCCAUCUCACAAUUGCAUAUCACAUAACGUUCUUGGCGGGGUUAACGUGACGGUUUCGCUCUUGCUGUCGACAAGCUUGUUCGCGGUGUUUCCCGUAAGUUUUAUCCCCCCGAAAAAUUGGAAACCACACACUUAUAGCAGGCGUCUCGUUGGUUUGGUUUGUUUUGUGGUUUUCUUUGAAGAAGAACAAAUGUCAGAUGCACUUCAUCAAAAAGAUUGUGUAUGUGUCCAAUUUUGACUUCUCACUGGAUUCAUUUCGUUGUUGAUCUCACCCCCCCCCCCCCUACACACACACACAAUUAUUUUCGUUAAUGUUUCCGCUCACUGGGUGGACACAUUGUUAUUUCGUUUUCAUUAAUUUGUUUAAAAUCGCAAUUUAGGGCUGCACUGCAAAAAAAAGUGAAGUCAUAAUGACAAAAAUAAAUAAUUAAAAGAAAGAGCAUGACAUUUACAAAUUAUAUUACAAAUGUAUUCUAUAGCUUUUUUUUAAGGAACCAUGCACUUUUUCAAACAUUUGGUGCAAUUUAAAAAUUAUCAUUUUUGAGAAAAGCUGCAAUAUCUGUCGGGAGGAAGCGGUCUGGAUUCCUCAAAUUACAAAACGUACCCAUAACAUUUUGUAGAUUUUAGAAUUGUCUACUCAUAAUGGUGCGACUUUGGAAAUGAAUGACUUUUGCACAAUUUGGCGCAAUUUUGAAAUUCGAAUGAAAAACAUCAAAAUAAUUCACAAUACAAUACAGCUUUAUUUAGCGCUUCCACAACAACUGCAGCUAGAAUAAAUUUUCUACGUUACAUUAUUAUUGCAAUCUUUCCCAAGGAAAAAAAAGCAGCAUUCUUGAAACAUUACGACUUUAUCGUCACUCCCUCACCCCCGAACUCCUUUUCAAUUGGGCUUUUAAAACGUUCCUAAAUUAUUUCUCGUAAUGAGUCUGUUCCAACGAUUCAACAUUUUCAAAUUUCUUUGUUCCGUCAGUCCUAAUUUUAUGUCAAAUGUCACAUUGUUCGGAGGAAACAAAUUGAAAUUUCAUGAAAGUGAAGGUGGGACGUUACAGAAAACAAGCACGUUAAAAUGACGCGUUUUUGUUGUUGGUGUUGUUACUGCACGACAAGCGCGACAACUUCAUCAUUUUACAACUGCUUUAAACUGUUAUUUUCCAGUUUUCAUCUAAAAUGUAUAAUGCCAAGAGUUAAAAAGUUCUAGAGCGUAAGUAAAAUGAGAAAUUCUGUUAAUAUAACUAUGCGACUUUCUCAAUUGUUUUUUUAGGCCAUUCACAGACAUCACUCUGGCUACAGUGCAACAUUUUUUUUCUCUUGACACAACGCCGAACCUUCUGAAUUACACAUUUGUUCUUAACUGUUUGUCUCUUUUCCUUCUGUCGAUGUUGGAAACUUGUAAUUCAUCUUAUGCAUAGUCUCCUGCCUGCGUGCUUUUGUCACGCCGAUAUGCUGCCAAAAGUCACAUUUGACGUCAGAACAUUAGAGGGGCCGGGGGGGUCAUAAUGCCGUUUUUGAUCUUUUGUGCGGAUGUUUUGUGUGUGUGACUAUGCGGGACAGUGUUGACUUUUUUUUUCUCAGACUGGAUGUUUACUUCUGCCCUUCUGGAUGUGUUGCCACGGCGACGGGGCUAUUUGAACCGUCUCCUGUACGUCAAUGGAUGAAAAGCUGGAAUCCGUUUGUGUGCGCGACUAUUCCCUGACAUUUUUGUCAUAAUGCUGUGAACCAGGCAGUGCCGUCGUCUUUUUUUUAAAAAGGGCAUUAGAGCGCAUCUGACUGAAGGGCUUUGUCGUCUUUGUCGUUUGAGGAAAAAAAUGAUGAACCACCCACCUUAUUGGAAGUCCUAUGUCCUCACUGGUGCCAUAUAAUGGACCAUUCACAAUAUCUUCCGCCAUUGUCUCUGUAUUGGAAAAGAGGCAAUUUGCUGUUGUUUCUCUGCAUGUCAGAUUUGUUUUUAACCCCCCCCCCCCCCUUCCUUGGCAUCCUCCCUGCCUCCUUUGAUUUGGUUAUGGAAAAUGUCUGAUAGCUUUUAUUUAAUGUGUAUCAGAGAGAGAGGGGGAGAAAGAGAAAACAAAACAAAACGAACACAGGAAUAAAUUAUUUGAUUUUUU